Molecule: messenger RNA, 3441 nt
Organism: Acanthisitta chloris (rifleman)
Lineage: Eukaryota; Metazoa; Chordata; Aves; Passeriformes; Acanthisittidae
Gene: CFTR
Product: cystic fibrosis transmembrane conductance regulator (ATP-binding cassette sub-family C, member 7)
Exons: 20
Biological process (GO): bicarbonate transport; chloride transmembrane transport
Cellular component (GO): cytosol; apical plasma membrane; plasma membrane
Molecular function (GO): ABC-type transporter activity; ATP binding; chloride channel activity
Source: RefSeq, a predicted model, not a curated record
UUUCUGCUUAGAUGGACAAAACCAAUUUUGAGAAAGGGUUACAGACGACGUUUGGAGCUGUCAGAUAUUUAUCAAGUCCCUUCUGCAGAUUCCGCUGAUAAUCUUUCUGAAAAACUGGAAAGAGAAUGGGACAGAGAGCUGGCAACUUCAAAGAAGAAACCCAAACUCAUUAAUGCUCUUCGACGAUGCUUUUUCUGGAAAUUUAUGUUCUAUGGAAUAAUGUUAUAUUUAGGGGAAGUCACCAAAUCUGUGCAACCCCUUCUGCUGGGAAGGAUAAUAGCUUCCUAUGAUCCGGACAACACCGAUGAAAGAUCCAUAGCCUAUUACCUGGGCAUUGGCUUGUGCCUUCUCUUCUUCGUGAGAACACUACUUAUACACCCUGCUAUAUUUGGUCUUCAUCAUAUUGGAAUGCAAAUGAGGAUAGCUAUGUUUAGCUUGAUUUAUAAGAAGACCUUAAAACUGUCAAGCAGAGUUCUAGAUAAAAUAAGUACUGGACAAUUGGUCAGUCUUCUUUCCAACAAUCUGAACAAAUUUGAUGAGGGUCUUGCUCUGGCUCAUUUUGUAUGGAUUGCACCAUUACAAGUGACGCUGCUGAUGGGACUGCUGUGGGAUAUGUUAGAAGCUUCUGCCUUUUCUGGACUUGCUUUUCUAAUAGUCGUGGCCUUAUUCCAAGCCUGGCUGGGACAAAUGAUGAUGAAAUACAGGAAUAAGAGAGCAGGAAAGAUCAAUGAGAGACUUGUCAUCACCUCAGAAAUAAUUGAAAAUAUACAGUCGGUUAAAGCCUAUUGUUGGGAAGAUGCAAUGGAAAAAAUGAUUGAAAGCAUCCGUGAAGCUGAACUGAAGCUUACCCGAAAAGCUGCUUAUGUGAGAUAUUUCAACAGCUCAGCCUUCUUCUUUUCAGGCUUUUUUGUGGUGUUUUUAGCUGUGCUUCCAUAUGCUCUGAUUAAAGGAAUUAUUCUCCGAAAAAUAUUUACCACCAUUUCCUUCUGCAUUGUUCUUCGAAUGACAGUGACUAGGCAGUUUCCCAGCUCUGUGCAGACCUGGUAUGACUCUAUUGGAGCAAUAAACAAAAUACAGGAUUUCUUGCUGAAAAAAGAAUAUAAAGCUCUGGAGUAUAAUCUAACAACCACUGGGGUUGAGCUGGAGAAAGUAACAGCAUUUUGGGAUGAGGGAAUUGGAGAGCUGUUUGUAAAAGCAAACCAGGAAAACAACAACAGCAAAGCUCCCAGCACUGACAACAAUCUCUUCUUCAGUAAUUUUCCACUUCAUGCCUCUCCUGUUCUUCAGGAUAUAAAUUUCAAGAUUGAGAAGGGACAGUUGUUAGCUGUCUCUGGAUCUACUGGAGCAGGCAAGACUUCUCUUCUGAUGUUGAUAAUGGGAGAAUUGGAGCCUUCACAGGGUAAAAUUAAACACAGCGGAAGGAUAUCCUUUUCACCUCAAGUCUCCUGGAUCAUGCCUGGAACAAUAAAAGAAAACAUAAUUUUUGGUAUAUCCUAUGAUGAAUACCGGUACAAGAGCGUCAUCAGAGCCUGCCAACUUGAAGAGGACAUUUCCAAGUUCCCAGACAAAGAUUAUACCCUGCUGGGUGAAGGUGGAAUCAGUCUGAGCGGAGGCCAGCGAGCACGGAUCUCACUAGCAAGAGCAGUGUACAGAGAUGCUGAUUUGUAUCUCCUGGAUUCUCCUUUUGGACACUUAGACAUUUUUACAGAAAAAGAGAUAUUUGAAAGCUGUGUGUGCAAGUUGAUGGCGAAUAAAACUAGGAUCUUGGUUACUUCAAAACUGGAACAUUUAAAGAUUGCUGACAAAAUAUUAAUUUUACAUGAAGGGAGCUGCUAUUUUUAUGGAACAUUUUCUGAACUUCAGGGUAAACGGCCAGACUUCAGUUCAGAGCUGAUGGGAUUUGAUUCUUUUGAUCAGUUCAGUGCAGAAAGAAGAAAUUCAAUCCUAACUGAGACUCUCCGACGAUUUUCCAUUGAAGGAGAAGGCAUGGGAUCACGAACUGAAAUAAGGAAGCAAUCUUUUAUACAAAAACCAGAUUUUAAUGACAAAAGGAAGAACUCCAUAAUUAUUAACCCCCUUAAUGCAAAUAGGAAGUUCUCAGCAGUGCAGAAGAAUGGGGUGCAGGUCAAUGGGAUAGAAGAUGGCCACAAUGACCCAGCAGAAAGGCGACUCUCGCUGGUACCUGAGUUGGAACAGGGAGAUGUAGGUUUCCUUCGGAGUAACAUGCUAAACGCUGACCAUAUACUGCAAGGUCAGCGGAGGCAGUCGGUGUUACAGCUGAUGACGAGCACUUCUGCGAACUAUGGACCAAAUUUUUCCAAAAAGGGAAGUACAACAUUUCGGAAGAUGUCUAUGGUGCCUCAGACAAACCUGUCUUCUGAGAUUGAUAUCUACACCAGGCGUGAGUCUCGGGACAGUGUCUUGGAUUUUACUGAUGAAAUUAAUGAAGAGGAUUUGAAGGUGUGUGUUAAUUUACAUUCAUCUUGCAUGGGUACUGUUACUACAUGGAAUACCUAUUUCAGAUACGUUACCAUCCACAAAAAUUUGAUUUUUGUUCUCAUUCUGUGUCUGACUCUCUUCUUAGCUGAGGUAGCUGCUUCUAUUGCUGGGGUAUUGUUUCUUAAAAAGACAGCUUUGAAGGCAAAUUCAACCCAGUCAGAAAACAGUACCUCUGACAAACCUCCUGUGAUUAUCACUGACACUAGCAGCUACUACAUCAUUUACAUCUAUGUGGGAGUGGCAGAUACCCUGCUUGCCAUGGGAGUGUUCAGAGGUUUGCCCCUUGUGCAUACGCUUAUAACAGUGUCUAAAACUCUUCAUCAAAAGAUGGUGCAUGCAGUUCUUCAUGCACCUAUGUCAGCAUUCAACUCUUGGAAAGCAGGUGGUAUGCUUAACAGAUUCUCAAAAGAUACAGCAAUUCUGGAUGACUUACUUCCACUUACAGUAUUUGACUUCAUUCAGUUAAUACUGAUUGUGAUUGGCGCUAUAACAGUAGUCUCAAUAUUAGAACCCUACAUCUUCCUGGCAUCAGUGCCUGUGAUAGCAGCCUUUAUUGUGGUAAGGGCAUUCUUCCUCCACACUUCUCAGCAGCUGAAACAACUGGAAUCUGAAGCUCGGAGUCCCAUUUUCACCCAUCUUGUUACAAGCUUGAAAGGGCUGUGGACACUGAGAGCUUUUGGGCGGCAGCCGUAUUUUGAGACCUUAUUUCACAAAGCCCUGAACCUACACACGGCAAACUGGUUCCUCUACCUGUCAACACUGCGCUGGUUCCAGAUGAGGAUAGAAAUGAUUUUUGUUGUCUUCUUUGUUGCUGUGGUGUUUAUCUCUAUCAUAACUACAGGUGAUGGACCAGGUAGAGCUGGAAUUGUUCUUACUUUAGCUAUGAACAUAAUGGGAACCUUGCAGUGGGCAGUAAACUCAAGCAUAGAUGUGGAUAGUUUG